Melozone crissalis (California towhee) is the source of this 5125-nucleotide messenger RNA. It is a transcript of the gene NCALD, whose product is annotated as neurocalcin delta. NCBI's taxonomy places the organism in Eukaryota, Metazoa, Chordata, Aves, Passeriformes, Passerellidae. Gene Ontology annotation, biological process: calcium-mediated signaling. Gene Ontology annotation, molecular function: actin binding; tubulin binding; calcium ion binding. The record is from RefSeq and is a predicted model, not a curated record. The transcript is spliced from 4 exons. The coding region runs from base 167 to 748 and encodes 193 amino acids. Gene Ontology annotation, cellular component: cytosol.
CCUGCGGCCCCGGCCGCGCCGGCAGACCGGGAGAGACAGAGCCCGCUGGAUGCUGCAGCCAUCCCCGCACCGCCACCGCCACCGCCGCUGAAUCCCGGGGGCUGCCGGAGCAUGGACUGCUGAAAACUUGCAUUUCUGCAGCGUGAGGUAAUACUUUAACUCCAAUAUGGGAAAGCAAAACAGCAAACUACGCCCUGAAGUCAUGCAGGAUUUGCUAGAAAGUACAGACUUUACAGAACAUGAAAUCCAGGAGUGGUACAAAGGCUUCUUGAGAGACUGUCCAAGUGGACAUUUAUCUAUGGAGGAGUUUAAAAAAAUAUAUGGAAACUUUUUUCCUUACGGGGACGCUUCUAAGUUUGCAGAGCACGUAUUCCGCACUUUCGAUGCCAACGGAGACGGAACAAUAGAUUUCAGAGAAUUCAUCAUAGCCCUGAGCGUCACGUCGAGAGGAAAACUGGAGCAAAAGCUGAAGUGGGCAUUCAGCAUGUACGACCUGGAUGGGAAUGGCUACAUCAGCAAGGCAGAGAUGCUGGAAAUCGUGCAGGCAAUUUACAAGAUGGUUUCUUCCGUGAUGAAGAUGCCAGAGGAUGAGUCAACCCCGGAGAAGAGGACCGAGAAGAUCUUCCGGCAGAUGGACACCAACCGUGACGGCAAGCUCUCUCUGGAAGAGUUCAUCCGCGGCGCCAAGAGUGACCCGUCCAUAGUCCGACUCCUGCAGUGCGAUCCCAGCAGUGCCGGGCAGUUCUGAACCCGUACUUUGGAUGAAUUAUCUAUCUGUUUUUUUUUUUUAUUUCCUUGCCAAACAACAUUCAUGGUAGUGUUGCCUCUGUAUGGCCAAUUAUGCCUUCAUUUGUGGCAUCUUAUAGCUUAUUUUGUUGUGGAUUAAUUAUAAGAAUGCUGAAUUACUCUUAACAAUUUGUCCAGAGCAUGGGCAGUACUGUUCUAAACAGAUAUUGUGGUGUUAUCAUUGUUUUUAAAAUUUCAUUUUGUUUCUUGUUUGUUUGUUAGUUUGUAUGUGUUUUGGAAAGUAACAUGUUGAGGAGGAGUAAACCAACAACAAACCCCUUGGCAGCAAGACACACUGACAGAUUUUAGAUUGCUGCUUUAGUUGUUAGGUAUUCACCUGCAGGACCUGAAAGUGUAGUAAGGCUGAACCAAAGGGGUUGUGAUGGGUGGGGUAGGAUUCACCUGGAACCUCCUCUCCUGUCCAGGAGGCACCAGUUAAGAUCAAAGACAGGACUGGGAAGAAGUAUGAAAGUGCAAAAUACGUGUGGGGUGUAUCAUUCACUCCUCUGCCUCGUUGUUUCAAUGCUGUGAACACUUUCCAGGUUGUGAAGAAGGGACAAAAUGAAGGUUGACUUUUUUUACUAGGUUUACAGUGGUUGAAGUCAUAUGGCUUUAUCUGAAAAUUCAGCAAUUUGCAAUCCUGAUCUCCAAAUCCACAACUGACAAUACCUCUUGCCGUUUGGGAUCAGCAAAAGCAGACACAGAUAUGAAAAGCUGGGUCUUGACGAUGAAUUUAAGGGAGAUACAUGUUGAAUGUGAAAUUUUCAGGUUAGUAAUAAAGCAGUUGCUACUAAGGAGAGUGGGCAUUCAUGUGAGGAACUCACAGACACCUGCAAGCAGCUCCAGCUAAGGCACAUCUGCUGUUCUCAAUGCUCUUGCAUAGCAGGAAGUUUUGGGGGUGUUUUUGUCUCUCUCCAUGUAGCUAAAAGAGUUUCUGGGCCUGCUCUUAGGGGAAGGCUGUCAUCAAAACUUGUUUUAAACGUAAAAUUGUAGCAUUUAUAUUUCAUUUAUUUUAGUAAAGUUCAAAAAAAUCUGUACUGAAAUGAGGAAAUGGUACGCUUUAUGAUAUAUUUAUAUAUAUAAAAAUUAAAACAAAAAAAGAACAGCUCUUGAGAGAAAUGUUGAAUGUUUAUCUUUCCGCCUAGGUGCAGGAGUAUCUGAAAUUUGCUGCUGCAAAAUUUUAUCCUUUGGUCAAAGUUGCUGUAUGCAAAGCUAGUAUACACAUGUGGGAUUUCUUAGGGACUUCACAAGCGCUGUUGCAAGAGAAAAGCUGGAAAAGCUUUAGCAACAGGAGGCAUUAUGCUGACUAAAUUGGCAUUAAUCAGUCAUUAGCUGAAGUCUGCUUUGUGAUCCUGCUGGAGAGCUACCCAUGCAGGCAGGCACGGGGUUGGGAAUGCAUGAGCUCGUUAGAGUAACCUUUGUCUGACAGGCAAAGCUGGCAUUUUGUCAAGUGACCUUGUAAAUGCUAAUCCCCAGUAGCCUUAAUUUAAAAUAAACCAAGUAAAAGAAGUCUGCUUUGCAGAUGAUGAUUAGCUGAGUACUAAUUAGAAGUCACGAAUGAGUAGUUGAGCAUAAAUAAUCUUCUGUGGAACACUAGCUAGCAUGUACAAUAACUGACAGAAGCAAUCCUAUACUUAAUUUUCCCAUACCAUUUGCUUUGCUGGGUGUUAAGGGCAAAGCAUUUUAAGAGAAAAUAAAAGUAAAUUGAAAAUAACAUUGUCAAUCAAUUGUACUAAAAUUUUUAUGAGUGGCUAAUGACACUCAUUAAAUGUCUUCAAGCACACAUUUUUGUCUCAAACAAUCACAAAAAUCCAGUUGAUGAUAUAUUUCCAUUACAUUCAUCAAAAUACUGAGCUAAGCCAAGCUGAGUGUGGGAAAAUAAGAAAGCAAAGGGGGCCCAGCCACAGACACAAACAGAUUUUAAUACCCAGCACUUUCAGGUGUUACGAGCAACACUGGCAAGUUUUGCACCAGUUUUUCUGGCUGAUGAAAAUAUUCUCUAUCUCCUUCUCCCAAAUCUUAAUUAGACACCAUGUGCACAAAUCCCCUUCGAAGGACAGUCUGUGCCUACCUUCGUCAAGGUAAUUUUCUGCUUUACCUGGAGAUGUUCUGGCCCUCUCUUCAUGUCCAUCACCUCAUGGAUUUUGAAAGUCAUGUACUUGAGGGUUGUUUUUCAGCAGAAGAUGCCUGGCCAGACUCUGGGGAUUGCAAAGGAAGGUCAGUGGGCAUGCAGUGAUCAGCACACCCCUCUGCCAGAUGGGCAUGCCACCCCCCCAGCCUCUCUGGGGGUGCUCCAUCACCACCCCUGCGUGGGCAGAACAAGGUGACACCACAGGAUCCCUGCUGAAUUUCCAACCUCCUGGCUCAGGGCAGGCACUCACGUCCAAAGCAGCCCAGACCUGUGGAAGCUGGCAUUUACUGGAGGUGAACUCGGAUACCUUCUACGGUUCCAUCUUCUUCUCAGUGCUGUGAAAGCAGCUGCAUGUGACUGAAGCUUUUAAAAUGUUGCCUUUUCUUUAAGUGACUGCAUUCCACCUGUUUUUCAUUUUACAAGGCACUUCUGGCCCAGAACCUAAUCUCUCAGUUUGUUUUUGCUCAGCAGUUUUGGGGUGUUGGGGCGACUCGCCUCCUGUGCUACUCCUGUACAACACGGGUCUGAAAGCACAGCCUGUGCUGUGACCCCAGCAGAGAUGUAAUGCUCCCCACAGCUCACAACAUUUGGAAUAAUAAGAAUUAGCUUACAGCUGCAGAGGACAUAGCUGCAGAUAAGGCUAUUGUAGAAACAUUUACAGAGUGAGCUAGGGUUAUACCUGACUGCCACUGAUGAUUGGUAUUAUUUUAAAUUAUUAACUAUCCCUUUCUUUCUCUGCCUCUGCAUGUACUUAAAUAGUGAUUUGUAGCUGAAGUUGUGAUAGGUACAUUUGCAGACCUCAAAUCAGCAGGACAGCAGUGGUGUGCUGUGCCUCAGACUGAAUUUUUCUGCUUUGCUGUCAUUUGCGUUUGUAAUCAUAAUUGCCUUCAUAAAGCUUUUGAAGGCAAAGUGUGAAUAGCACAGUAAGUCAGACUUUUGAGUGAUUCAUUAGCAAUAUCUCCACACAGGAAGGACGGCAGACAGCACAUACUAUUUUGUAUGACUUCUCAAUUUUGUAGAUGCAUUCUCUAGUUUUACUCACAUAUGCACGAGGCAUUCUUCACUAUGUGUUGUCCAAAGGGAUUAAUGAGCAUAUGUCCCAUGUAGACUGAACUCAUGGAAAAUGCCAAUCCCAUUUAGCUGACAUUCCCAGCCAGCUUGUCAAACUCUGGGCCAGAAGAUGAGGAGUGAGGACUAUGACUUGUGAGUUUUGCAAUACUCUCCUUGUUUUAGGGUGCUUUGGGAGGGGAAAAGGGAACACAACCCUUUUAAAACCAACACACGUGUUCUUCUGAGCGCUUAGAGUUUGAGAGGGACUGAAGAAAUAUUUAUGUUUCAACAUUAUUUGAAGCCCUGUCAGUUCACAGUUCAAUGAUGUUCCUGAGGUACCCAGAGCUAUGCUGUUCCCUUGCAGUUCUUAGGAGCUUGUAGGAUUUCUAUCUUCUUCCUGAGGCAUUCUUUUUUGUUCUGCGUUAUAAGUCAUGACCUCCACAUUUUCUGCUGCUUAAAACAGUAAGCCAGAAGUAUGUAAACUUUGUAGCUGGAGGAGGUCUGUGUGCAGAAAUAUUGCACACCAGCACAGGAAGCAGUCACACAUGCCCAAGGCGCUGUGGUUUGAGCACUGCCCCUGGGGGAUGAGCCCAGGGCUUCUCUCUUUGCUGGUGGCAAAAGCGCAAUAAUGCUGCUUAGCUUGAUUGUCUUUCACUGCAGGUCGGGUUAAGUCACAUUACCUUGCAUUGCUGUGGGCAGAACCUUGUCUCAGCUGACUCAUGGAAACUUGGUGAACUGUGGUAUCUUGGUGCUGAGCCCUAAUCUGCAGACUAAGCUAAGAUGAGAAGAUGGCCUUGGCCACACGUCUCAGUACAUGUGAACCAGAGAACACGGUGACAACUGGCAGGUCCCUGGGGACAUGUGGCAGUGAGGAGGGAAUCUCCUGCCCCAGAACAAUGCCCUGAGCUGGGCUGCCUCCUCCUUUUAAAACUCCCCCUUUUUUCAGCACCACUGGUGUAAGAUGCAACAUGAUAGCAAUAUAGCAGGUGAGGAUGGAGGAAGCAUCCUUCAGGAGUUUCCUUUCGCAGUUUAGCCUACAAGUGCCAAGUGAGACAGUCAGACUGGUCUGAUUGUUGGCUGGACAAGUCUUCCUGAGCACCCAGUACACCAGCACCUCCUUUCAUCUUCCCCACGGUGCUCCCUCGAUUUCCAGGCGUG